UUCCUCUUGAACUUCCCAACACAUUCAAAGCUCAUCUUCUUCAUCUGAAAAAAUCACUCGAAAAUGGAGCAUGAAGGAAUUCUCCUGGGCAUGGGAAAUCCUCUCCUCGACAUCUCCGCCGUGGUGGAUCAGGAAUUUCUGGACAAAUAUGAUCUUAAGCUGAACAAUGCGAUCCUAGCCGAGGAGAAGCACUUACCUCUGUAUGAAGAGAUGGCAUCCAAGUUCAAAGUGGAGUAUAUUGCUGGAGGGGCUACUCAAAAUUCUAUCAGAGUUGCCCAGUGGAUGCUUCAAAUUCCUGGCGCAACAAGUUACAUCGGUUCCAUCGGGAAGGACAAGUUUGGAGAGGAGAUGAAAAAAAAUGCAACACAAGCUGGUGUUAAUGUUCAUUAUUAUGAGGACGACUCUCCUACUGGUACAUGUGGUGUAUGUGUGGUUGGUGGCGAAAGGUCACUCGUUGCCAAUUUAUCAGCUGCAAAUUGCUACAAACCUGAUCACUUGAAGAAACCAGAAAACUGGGCUCUGGUGGAAAAGGCCAAAUUCUACUACAUCGCCGGAUUUUUCCUCACGGUUUCUCCGGAGUCUAUCUUGCAUGUCGCUGAGCAUGCAGUUGCUAAUAACAAGGUUUUCUUGACAAACCUUUCUGCUCCAUUUAUCUGCGAGUUCUUCAAGGAUGUCCAAGACAAAGUAUUUCCGUACAUGGACUAUGUUUUUGGAAAUGAAACUGAAGCAAGAGCUUUCUCCAAAGUUCACGGCUGGGAGACGGAUAACGUUGAGGAAAUAGCUGUGAAAAUUUCCCAGCUGCCAAAGGCAUCCGGGACCCACAAGAGAAUCACUGUAAUUACACAGGGUGAAGACCCAGUUGUGGUUGCCGAGGAUGGUAAGGUGAAGUUGUUGCCCAUCAUCCCGUUGCCAAAGGAGAAACUCGUCGAUACCAAUGGUGCAGGUGAUGCAUUUGUGGGUGGAUUUUUGUCGCAAUUGGUCGUGGGCAAGCCUAUCGAGGAAUGUGUGAGGGCAGGAUGUUACGCAGCUAAUGUUAUUAUUCAACGAUCAGGUUGCACCUACCCAGAGAAGCCCGAUUUCAAGUGAGCCAUCCUCCAAUUUUCCCUGAAUUUUUCUCUGUUUUUUUUUUUUCUUGAACUAUGAACACAAUAAACUUGUUUGCUGAUAUAUAUUUUUUUUUUUUGCGGCAUUUGUGUGCGCUAUCAAAGUAGUGCCUGUUAAACACAUCUGUGAGUCAGUUUGAGGAGAAAAGUUUUACUGAAACUGUUGUACUUGUUUUUGUCAGCCACUGAUUACAUGAUAUAUCAAAAUCCAAGUGCCUAUUGAACACAUUUGUGAGUCAGUUUUGAGAAGAAAAACUUCACUGAAACUUUUGUACUUGUUUUUGUCAGCCACUGAUUACAUUAUAUUAUCUAAGUCCAAUCAGUCAGUUUGAAUAAUAUUGGUUAUAUUUUG
Striga asiatica is the source of this 1455-nucleotide messenger RNA. Lineage: Eukaryota; Viridiplantae; Streptophyta; Magnoliopsida; Lamiales; Orobanchaceae. The record is from the annotation of a GenBank genome assembly.